AUGAUGUUUACCACUAAGAUCGCCACUCUUUCCACCCUUAUCGCCGCUGCCAACGCGUUAACCAUUAACACUCCUGCCUCGUUGAUCGAGUGUCAACCCACUUCCAUCACUUUCUCAGGUGGCUCUUCUUCACCUUACUACCUCUCGAUUCUCCCUGGUGGUCAAGCCAGUGCUUCUGCUCUCGAAAACCUUCCCGACGCGACUUCGUCGCCCGUCACUUGGACCGUUGACAUCGCCUCCGGUACCAACAUCACCAUCAAGAUAACGGAUGGAAGUGGUAACAUUGCAUACUCAUCCCCCGUUGUGAUCCAAGCUGGUUCUUCAUCCAGUUGUCUCGGUACCAACAGCGGUAGUUCCGCCUCCGCCACCGGCUCUACCUCAGCUUCAGCUACCUCAGGCUCUUCCGCCUCUGGUUCAGCUGCUUCCGCUGCUGCCUCUGGAACUGCCUCUUCGACUUCCAGAGCCUCAGGUUCAGCCUCCGGUUCCGCCUCAGCCGCUUCUUCCUCUUCUUCAGCUGCUUCCUCUGCCUACCUUACCAAAGAGAACGCCGGUGCCGCAGCUAUCGUCAUGGGCUUUGUCGCUACUGCUUUGGGAGUCAUCGCUUAA
Molecule: messenger RNA, 606 nt
Organism: Kwoniella mangroviensis CBS 8507
Lineage: Eukaryota; Fungi; Basidiomycota; Tremellomycetes; Tremellales; Cryptococcaceae
Exons: 5
Coding region: 1-606 (201 amino acids)
Source: RefSeq, a predicted model, not a curated record